Molecule: messenger RNA, 1218 nt
Organism: Episyrphus balteatus (marmalade hoverfly)
Lineage: Eukaryota; Metazoa; Arthropoda; Insecta; Diptera; Syrphidae
Exons: 1
Coding region: 1-1218 (405 amino acids)
Source: RefSeq, a predicted model, not a curated record
AUGCGAGAUCUUCAUGGCUUAACAUUGCCAGUAGACUGCAGAGGUUCAAAACCAGCAAUCAUUGUCUCAGAAGACACUAAUGAUGAAAAAAUUAUUGGCGGUUUUGUUGGUAAUAUUAUCAAGGCUUUUGCUAAGAGGCACAAUGCCAAAUUGAAUACUUCGAAUGCAAGGGAUGUGAUAACGCCGAUAAGUAUGUAUAAAUUAGUGUUAAACGGAACAGUUGAAAUACCAUGUAGUGAUAUGUUAAUUCUACAAAAUUCAAAUAUUUGGUUUUCAUAUCCAUUUACUCAAUUAGCUUGGGGAGUAAUAGUGCCGGUAGAAGAUCAUAUUCCAAUUUAUAAAAUAUUUGCAUUUAUUUUCUAUUGGAAAGCGUUUGCAGUGACAGUUUUGGUAUUAAUUUUACUUUCUAUUUUAACUGAGGUUUCUGCUUUUCGCAGAGGAUCACAAAGAGCCUUUGUUAUACGUGAUUUAUUCUUCAACAUUGAUUGUUUUUGUGGAAUACUCGGUCAGACAUUUUCUGAAGAACCAAAUGCUUCUUUUACAACGAAAAUUAUCUAUUUGCUGAUAUUUUUGCUUGGAAUUAUGAUAGUCACUUCAUACAAUGCAUUUCUUCAAUCUUUCAUGACUGAACCACCAGGAGGAAAAAUUAUAAAAUCUUUUGACGAUUUUAAAUCCUUUAAUUUAAAAAUCUAUACAACUGAUAUUAAUAUCCAAUUAAUGAGGCAACUUCGACCGACAAUUAUGGAAAAGUAUUCAAAUUUAUUUAUCAGUGAAAAAAACUUUGAAACAUAUACAAGAAUUCUAAAUAAUUUAGAUACCAAAUAUGCCUACACUUUGCCUGAAUACAAAUGGGAAGUUUAUAAAAAUGAACAAAACUUUUAUGGUCGACAAUUGUUUCGUUGGUCUGAUGACUUGGUUCUAUUGAAAAAUGUUUUAGCGGCUAUUUCAAUAAAUGAAAAUUCAAUUUAUAGAAAUGCUCUAAGCUUUCAUAUCUUGGAAAUACAGUCGAGUGGUCUGAUGAAUUACUGGAGGAAGAAAACUUUUUAUGAAUUAUUGAGCUUUCGAAAGAUUACAAAGUUAAAUUUGGGAUUUGAUUCGAGAGUGAAAGCGCUGAUAGUUGAAGAUCUGAAGUGGAUUUUGAUAUCGUUGGGAUUGGCAUAUGUUGUCACUGUUGCGUGUUUUUUAGGAGAAAUUUGUAUUUAUAAGUGGAAGAAUUGA